Messenger RNA from Chelonoidis abingdonii (Abingdon island giant tortoise), 5455 nucleotides. It is a transcript of the gene EBF1, whose product is annotated as EBF transcription factor 1. Gene Ontology annotation, biological process: regulation of DNA-templated transcription. Lineage: Eukaryota; Metazoa; Chordata; Testudines; Testudinidae. Gene Ontology annotation, molecular function: DNA-binding transcription factor activity; DNA binding. The record is from RefSeq and is a predicted model, not a curated record.
CCACCCAGGCUGCUGCCCCUCUCUCUUUCCCCGCCUGCGCCUGGCUCCAGCCGCCCGCUCCCUGCGCUGCGCUGCGCUGCGCUGCGAGAGGAGGGAGCAGAGCCCCCGGGCUGGGAGGAAAGCGCAGAAGAGAGAGAGGAAGCGGGGAGGGGGAAGAGAAAACUUGCCUCCCUUGUCACUGGAAAAUGACACUUGGUGUAGCCGAGCCUGCGGCAGCUUCGCUUGAGCCUAUUGUUUCUUAAACUGCCACCCAGCGCCUUGCGUCUCCUGCCAGCCCCGGGGGUGCCCUGCAAAGAGCGACUUUCUCCGGCCCCUGUGAGCGCUGCCCCCCAAGUCCCCAGCCCGCCCGCGCCGGGGGCUGCUGGCCUUGGGAGCUUCCAGUCGGAUGUGGUGGUAAAUGUGUGUGGCCGUGUUUGCUUUGAGUCCAACCAGCCGCCGCCGAGCGCAGCAACUCCAGCCACCCGCAUCUGCCCGGCCAGCUCCUCGCCGCGGUUCCCGUCUGCGCUGAGGCGGGCGGGGGUUUGUCAUUCAUGUUUGGGAUCCAGGAAAGCAUUCAGCGGAGUGGCAGCAGCAUGAAGGAAGAGCCCCUGGGCGCGGGGAUGAACGCGGUCAGGACCUGGAUGCAGGGAGCCGGCGUCCUGGAUGCAAACACGGCCGCGCAGAGCGGAGUGGGGCUGGCCCGGGCUCACUUCGAGAAGCAGCCCCCCUCCAACCUGAGGAAAUCCAACUUCUUCCACUUCGUCCUGGCUCUGUACGACAGGCAGGGGCAGCCCGUGGAGAUCGAGCGCACCGCCUUCGUGGGCUUCGUGGAGAAGGAGAAAGAAGCCAACAGCGAAAAGACCAAUAACGGGAUCCACUACCGGCUGCAGCUCCUCUACAGCAACGGGAUAAGAACCGAGCAGGAUUUCUACGUCCGCCUGAUCGACUCCAUGACCAAGCAAGCGAUAGUGUAUGAAGGCCAAGACAAGAACCCAGAAAUGUGCAGAGUUCUUCUCACACAUGAAAUAAUGUGCAGCCGGUGUUGUGACAAGAAAAGCUGUGGCAACAGAAAUGAGACUCCAUCAGAUCCAGUGAUAAUUGACAGGUUCUUCUUGAAAUUUUUUCUCAAAUGUAACCAAAAUUGCCUAAAAAAUGCAGGAAACCCCCGGGACAUGCGGAGAUUCCAGGUUGUGGUGUCGACAACAGUCAACGUGGAUGGCCAUGUGUUGGCGGUGUCGGACAAUAUGUUUGUACACAACAAUUCCAAGCAUGGGCGGAGGGCUCGAAGGCUCGAUCCCUCGGAAGGUACGCCUUCUUAUCUGGAACAUGCAGCUACUCCAUGUAUCAAAGCUAUCAGCCCGAGUGAAGGAUGGACUACAGGAGGUGCCACUGUCAUCAUCAUAGGAGACAAUUUCUUUGAUGGGUUACAGGUCAUAUUCGGCACCAUGCUGGUCUGGAGUGAGCUGAUUACCCCUCAUGCAAUCCGAGUUCAGACACCUCCCCGACAUAUCCCCGGCGUGGUAGAAGUCACAUUGUCCUACAAGUCUAAGCAGUUCUGUAAGGGAACGCCUGGAAGAUUCAUUUACACAGCCCUGAACGAGCCCACCAUUGACUACGGUUUCCAAAGGUUACAGAAGGUUAUCCCACGGCACCCUGGUGACCCCGAACGCUUGCCAAAGGAAGUGAUACUGAAGAGGGCUGCUGAUUUAGUGGAAGCACUCUAUGGUAUGCCACAUAAUAACCAGGAAAUAAUUCUGAAAAGAGCAGCGGAUAUUGCAGAAGCUCUCUACAGUGUUCCCCGCAAUCACAACCAGCUCCCAGCACUUGCUAACACAUCAGUCCAUGCAGGGAUGAUGGGAGUGAAUUCCUUCAGUGGUCAACUAGCAGUCAACGUCUCGGAAGCCUCACAGGCCACCAAUCAGGGUUUUACUCGCAACUCAAGCAGUGUGUCACCUCAUGGGUAUGUGCCUAGCACCACCCCUCAGCAGACAAACUACAACUCCGUCACAACAAGCAUGAACGGCUAUGGGAAUGCUGGAAUGUCAAAUUUAGGUGGUUCUCCAACCUUCCUCAAUGGAUCUGCUGCCAAUUCUCCCUAUGCCAUCGUGCCAUCAAGUCCAACAAUGGCCUCCUCCACUAGCCUCCCAUCAAACUGUAGCAGUUCCUCCGGGAUUUUCUCCUUCUCACCAGCCAACAUGGUCUCAGCGGUGAAACAGAAGAGUGCGUUUGCCCCUGUCGUGAGACCACAAACUUCCCCACCUCCCGCUUGCACCAGCACCAAUGGCAAUAGCCUGCAAGACCAGUCUUUUGUGGACUCUAGCAAGUACUCCACUGCAGGGUCUCUCCAGGGGCUGGCCUUCUCCUGAACUAUAUCUGGCAUGAUUGUUCCUCCCAUGUGAAAGGAUUGCCUUGAAGAAUUUUAUUGAAGAGGUUGAAUUCUGCUUCAGAGAGAAAUCUGAUACAAGUCCCAGAGUGGAACUUUUUACUCAGGCCUUUUUAAAAAAAAUAAAAUACAAUAAAAUAAAGAGGAAUUUUACAAUAACUGCAGAUUUUUAAACAAAACAAAAAUCACCAUCCUUGCAAAUACUGAAAUUAACAAAGAAUCUGCAAUUGCAAGGUGUUGAUUUGAGUUGUCCAUCCCAUGUACUUGGGAGAUAUAUUUAUUCUGUGUUGAUAAAGAAAAUCCACUUUUUUCUUGGUUUUUGUUUUUUGUUUGUUUUAUUUUUUAAAGCUUGAUUUAACUCAACAGCCAUUUGUCUUUUAUAAAUCAUACAGUUCUGCAAGGGACACUAGAGAUGAAACUUCAUGUUUUUAAUUUAUGACCCUUUUCUAAAGCUGUGUAAAGGGAAAUGAAGUGGUAACAUUUACAAACAAGUCAGUGAGGGACAGAAUAGAAGUGCCAGUUAGUUUUUUUAGAAGAAUAAUGGCCAUUUAAUUAAGAGUCGGCUCAUAUGUGUUGUUUAUCCAGGGAUGGUUUGCUAAUCCGAUACAUUUUUCAUUCUCUAAUUAAAUAGAUACCACUCACUAAGCAUUUGUUCUUUUAAAACAGGGAGAGAAUUUGUAACUUCUGUUUUUAAUAUCAGACUAAAUAAUUGUGUAAAUAAUGCGAUGAGAAAAGUUGGUGAAAGUGUAGCUAAGGACAUGAAUAAUGUAAGCUGACGUCUUUAACUCUGAAACCCAGUGCCUCUGGAUAUAAUGCUAAAACUGCAUAAUUAGACUAGUAUGGCUCUCUGUUUAGCUUAUAUCAGAAUCUUUCCAAAUGAGUGGCCUCCCUUGAGUUUAGCAUAACCUGAGCUGUGCAUACAGAUCUCCUUUGGAUUGUGUGUCACUGUCUAAAGACACGGACUCAAGCCAUUAUAACAUGUUGGGUGUAAUCAUAAAUUUUCCUCCUCACUUUAAUCUAUUUGUUUCUAUGGGGCAAAACCAGAAUUGACUCGUCUGCAGUUCUGCAUUCUCAAUGAUCUAGAAGCACACACAUUUUUUGUCAGCCUCCCGCUAGGAUUGUUGCUGUAUCAGCCGACCCUCUCAGUUUGUAGCAUAAUAUAUUAAGCAACAGGUAACUGUUUUUGAAUAGUAAGUGGAAACAUGAAUUUGAAUUUGCAAGUGGGUGGGAGGGGGAAGGGCCAUGAGAAGGUUUCAAAUCAAAAUCAUAGGUUCUGUUUUACAGGAAUUUUGCUAUCAUUAUCUGGGAAGUGUUCUUAAAACUAUUAGUCAAAGAGGCAGCAAAGCUCUGAAGAUGCAUUAUCUGAUAUUUUUUUCUUUGCUGUUGUGUUUUGUAUGUAGUUAUAAAUACUGUAGAUUUUUUGUGAUUUUUUGCCAAAGUUGUUGUUCUAUUUAUACAUUUUAAUGUCUUAAGACAGUUUUUCAAUGUCACAAAAAAUUACUGCAUAUUUUGCAAAAAGAGCUCACUACCUUUAGCUUGCACAUACUUGCAAAAUUAAUUAAAGGGAAAAAAAAAGCUUUUUUGUUUUGUUUGGGGGGGGUUAUUUGUUUGUUUUAAAGGGGAUUUUGUAAAAUAUCCAUAUAAAUAAUGUAUUUAUCUUUGGAAUUUGUACAUUGCUUUUCCCCUCCAUCCCCAGUUUAUUUUAUUGUGUAUGUUUGCUAUGUGAAAAGUGCUGAUUUGUUUGGUCAUUCACCGUUGUAUUAGCUGUUGAAAUGUGAUUUUAAAACAUUUCAUUUAUAGGGUUUUUUUAAGAUUGUUUUAAACCAUGCUUCCAUUUUUUAUUUCCACCUAAAAGCCAUUGUCUAUUUUUGUAUUAUUUGUAAGUUAAGAAGUUUUUUCCAAUAUAUGGCAAAAAGUAGCAUAUUAUUCUUGUAGCAUUUAGUUAUGUAGAUUUAAAAAAAUAUCCUUUGCUUUUGAGGCUUAACAAAAAAUAAUGCUGUUUUACUCUAUUAAUAUGCAUGGGACCUCUCCUCUUUGGAGUGACACAUUUUUGUGCAUUAAAUAUGGGGAGAAACUUCAUAGAACUCAAUGAAAAUACUUUCUUUCUUAAGUCUGCUUGUAUAUUUCUCUGUCUUUCACAUAAAUAUAAACCAGCAGAUUGGAUGCCUUAACAAUGCAAAUCAUAUUCAUUUCACUUGUACAUUGUACUGUGCACCAGAACUGUCAAUCAUCACUAACAUUCUAAGGAAAAAAAGGAAUUGAAAAGCACAAAAGAACUGUUUUUGUUACCUUAAGACAAUGUAACUUUUUUCUAGUAGAGCAAGAAAUCAUUUCCAACGAUGCUGCAACUGUGCAUGCUUCCUGUAUAAAUUUUGCAAUGGUUUUCACUAGAAAGUCACAGUGUGGUCUUUUUGGGGGGGAAAGGCAAAUAAAAGAAAAAAAACUGGAAAAUGUGAGAGACAUCAACGUAUUGCUUCUCUGUACUCGAAACGAUUAUUCCAAUUCACAUAGUAAGCAACAGCAUAGCAAUGUAAUCAAAUUUAAAGCCAUAUUUUGUCCAGUGACAUCCUUGAUUGGUCUUGUAGAACUCCAUUCUAAGUCGUAACCAUUUAGACAGCCAUGUUAACCAUGUACAUUCGUAGCCCUUUACUUCGAAGUCCAAAGAUCCAUGAACAACGUGUUUUGUUGCAGCUAUUUAUAGUGAUCGGAUGAAAGGAAAUUUAUCAAAAUCUCCCUGAAAAGGACCCCUGUCUCUUGCUAAGUAAAAGAUGCCACUCCUUACAGAAUAUGGCUUUAAGUGGAAACAUUCAGAUUUCCGUUUCAAAAGGUGAAGCUACACAAUAACUGGAUUGCAUAAAGUAUGCCUAUUUCCUCACAGUUGUACUAGGAUGCAGCUAAAAUGAAGUCAUCUCUGAAACUACUAACCUUUCACCUUCUUAUCUAAAUCUUUUUGAAUAGACACACACACUGUACAGUUCUAUUGUUAGAGAAACUAACUACUGUAGAGAUUGUUAUAAUUUUUUUGCAGAAAUUCAAGCUGUAAAAACUUUUCAACUUUCACAAUAUUUAAUUAAAGUUACUUCCUGUCUGUGA